CACAGACAAUUUUUCUUUUCCAGGGCAAGACUCUAGAAUGAAGCAACUCCAAGCAGGUCCCUGAAACUUUCACAGGAAGAAAUGUUCAAUACAAGCACGGUGACUGAAUUCCAGCUUCUAGGUUUAUCCAAGAUCCAAGAACUUCAAACUAUACAUUUUGUUACGUUCUUGGCAAUUUACUUGGUGGCCCUGAUGGGUAAUUUCCUAAUUAUCACUGUCAUAGUCCUUAAUCCCCACCUUCAUACUCCUAUGUACUUCUUCUUGGUAAACCUCUCUGUUGCUGACCUUGGUGCCAUUUCUGUCACUAUUCCCAAAUCCAUGACCCACAUCGGAACAAUUUCCUAUACUGGAUGUGCUGCUCAAGUGUUUUUUCUCAUCUUUUUUAUGGCUGUAGAUGUCUCUCUCCUCACAGUUAUGGCAUAUGAUCGAUUUGUUGCUAUUUGUGAUCCAUUGCACUACACAAUCAUGAUGAGCAGGGAAUCCUGUGUGAAAAUGGCAAUAAUUGCAUGGGUCAGUGGCCUUCUCUAUGGAUUAGUCCAUGUUGGUGGCACCUUCUCUAUCACAUUUUGCUCCAAUGUUGUCAACCAGUUCUUUUGUGAGAUCCCCCAGAUAUUAAGACUCUCCUGCUCUGACCUGUAUCUCAUAGAAAUUGGGAUUCUAGUUUUCAGUGCCUUUCUGGUUUUCAGUUGCUUUAUAUUCAUAAUACUUUCUUAUAUGCAAAUCUUCAGAGCUGUAAUGAAAAUACCCUCCAUGAAGGGAAGACAGAAAGCAUUCUCUACCUGCUUGCCUCAUCUGAUUGUUGUCUCCUUAUUUAUCUGCAUCUGUGCCUUUGCCUAUUUGAAGCCAAUCUCAAGAUGUCCGUCUGAUUUUGACCUGGUAGCUACUGUGAUUUACUGUUCUGUGCCAUUCAUGAUGAAUCCAAUCAUUUAUAGUAUAAGGAAUAAAGAUAUACAAACUGCUCUAUGGAAGCUCCUUAACCAUCUCACUCUCUGGGUGGUUUAAUGUUCUCCUUCAUUCACUUUCCUCAGAUGUAUGGAUAGAAAGAGGAUUGAGUGUAACAUUGUAUGUAGUGGUGGGAAGCAGGAUAUUAAGUGAAU
Molecule: messenger RNA, 1097 nt
Organism: Pantherophis guttatus
Lineage: Eukaryota; Metazoa; Chordata; Lepidosauria; Squamata; Colubridae
Source: RefSeq, a predicted model, not a curated record